Messenger RNA from Carlito syrichta (Philippine tarsier), 761 nucleotides. It is a transcript of the gene CDC42EP2, whose product is annotated as CDC42 effector protein 2. The record is from RefSeq and is a predicted model, not a curated record. NCBI's taxonomy places the organism in Eukaryota, Metazoa, Chordata, Mammalia, Primates, Tarsiidae. The transcript has a single exon. The coding region runs from base 112 to 723 and encodes 203 amino acids.
CCCCCUCCGGAACGAGUGUUUCUGGCUGAGGGGUUUUGAGGGGAGACUGUGAUCUCGACAGGUGGCCUGUCCCCAGCCUCACAGUCAGGCCUGAGUGGUGGUGAGGUCACCAUGUCCACCAAGGUGCCCAUCUAUCUGAAACGGGGCAGCCGGAAAGGUAAGAAGGAGAAGCUUCGUGACCUGCUGUCCUCUGACAUGAUCAGCCCGCCGCUGGGGGACUUCCGCCACACCAUUCAUAUUGGCAGCGGUGGCGGCGACAUGUUCGGGGACAUCUCCUUCCUGCAGGGCAAGUUCCACCUCCUGCCGGGGACAGCGGUCGAGGGGCCCGAGGAAGACGGCACCUUUGACCUUCCCUUCCAGUUCGCCCGCACCGCUACGGUGUGUGGGCGGGAGCUCCCCGACGGCUUGUCCCCUCUGCUCAAGAAUGCCAUCUCGCUCCCAGUCAUCGGCGGGCCCCAAGCCCUCACGCUGCCCACAGCCCAGGCCCCGCCCAAGCCCCCUCGCCUGCACCUGGAGACCCCUCAGCCUACCCCGCAGGAGGCAGGGAGUGUGGACAUUUGGAGGAUUCCGGAAGCCGGCUCACCCCACCAUGGGCUGACGCCGGAGUCAGGGUCCGAGGAGUCCUUCCUGUCCCACGCCAGCUCCCUGCUGUCCCUGCAUGUGGACCUGGGGCCUUCCAUCCUGGACGACGUCCUCCAGAUCAUGGAUCAAGACCUCGACUAAUCAUGCGGGUCCCCCACACAGGACCCGCAGCCGACCAG